Atta colombica is the source of this 1184-nucleotide messenger RNA. Its product is annotated as ADP-ribose pyrophosphatase, mitochondrial. Gene Ontology annotation, molecular function: ADP-ribose diphosphatase activity. The record is from RefSeq and is a predicted model, not a curated record. Bases 117 to 1010 code for a protein of 297 amino acids. NCBI's taxonomy places the organism in Eukaryota, Metazoa, Arthropoda, Insecta, Hymenoptera, Formicidae. The transcript has 2 exons.
CUAAUCGGCACUCAGCAGCAUAUCUGCACAUGCUCUGUCCAGGUUAAUUCUUUGAUCCGGAUUACGGAUCAUUAAUUACGCCACUGGAAAUAGUGAAAGUAAGCAUCAAAAGAAUUAUGCUACCACAUCGAUUGCCUCCUGGAUAUCAUAUGAAUAUCAGAUAUAUGACAUUAUUUCACCAGAAGUGUCGACAGGAUUUUUAUCCAUCCAGUAAUGUAAAAAGAUUUACAGUACCGGAUGAAAAAAUACCAUGGACAGUCGAGUAUCCCGAAUAUAAACCGGUUGUGUAUACCGCUGCUGCUCUUAAGGAUAAAUCCUGGGCCGAUCCAGAAAUCAAUGAACCUACUUUCAAACCAAAAUGGAAUGCGAUGGAUGACAAGGUGAAUCGAAAGAGUUUUAUGGGUAACUAUGUCGUAAACGCUAAUGGUUACCCCUUAAAUCCUGUGGGACGAACUGGUAUCGUUGGACGAGGACUUCUCGGUCGAUGGGGACCAAAUCACGCUGCAGAUCCUAUUGUUACACGGUGGAAACGCGAUAAUGCAGGAAUUGUAGAAGUAGACAAGCAAACAGGAAAACCCGUGUUACAAUUCGUCGCAAUACAGAGGCGAGAUUCCGGUGAAUGGGCCAUACCAGGGGGAAUGAUUGAUUCAAAUGAAACGAUUUCUACCACGUUAAUGAGAGAAUUCAUGGAGGAAGCGCUGAACUUUUUAAAAAUGAAUGAUGCUGAAAGAAAGAUUCUUCAAAAUUCUAUAAUGGAAUUCUUCACAAAAGGUGACGAGAUUUACAAGGGAUAUGUGGACGAUCCGCGAAAUACUGAUAACUCUUGGAUGGAGACAGUAGCUAUAAAUUUUCACGACGAGGAAAAUAAUAUCGUUGGAAAGUUGAGAUUGAAGGCUGGAGACGAUGCGCGUAAUGUAAGAUGGAUGGAUUUAAAUAAAGAAAUAAAUUUAUAUGCCAAUCAUAGUGAUUUUGUAAACACAGUUGUGUCGCGACGCAAAGCGCACUGGUAAAACGCAGUGUAUAAUUACCUCGAUAAUCUCAUAUAGGAUAAGAAAAUAUUAAAAAACUAAAUAAUUAUUUAAAAAAUUAUUUUGUAUUAUACUAUAUGUACACAUAUACUAUACCUACAUAUAUCUAUAAAAUACUACAGAGCACAAGAGUAAUAAACAUUACUGUCGUCAAAC